AUGCUUGGUUGGGCACUGCUGAUUUAUGCGUUGGCUGCUGUGCUCGUGUUCGGCACGGGGUUCCUCACCAACAGCAUCAACAAUGCCUUGUCGCCGGUCUGUCGCCUACCGUUCACAUCGCACCUAUCAUUCUGUCCUUCAAAGAGUGCGGGAGAAGUCCAUGGCACGGCAGAAUUCGACAAGCUCGUGCAGGCGCAGGAUGCUUUCCAGGAUGUUCUGGCCAGCACAUCAAUUGGCGCAACCCUCCCGCUGGAUAUGAAGCGAAGUGAAGCAAGCAUUCGAGACCUAAAGCAUGUGGUAGAGUACUCGAGCCUCCCAUCCAAGAACGAGCUGGUAUUCGAGUUCGGAGGCUUCAUCGACACCGCACGUCAAGCAUCGCAAGAUCUCAGCCGCUUCAACUCCCGCAUCGGACGAGCUGUCGACCACAUUCUCUCCACAAAUCGCUGGACUCUCAGCGUCAUUGACGGCGUCUCGGAAACCGAAGCGUCUCGCGGCGCGAUCUCGAAAUGGAUGGGCAAGAACCUCAACAUCUUCUCUCCAUUCCAACCGGUCAGUCUCUCGCGCGAUGUUCUCCUCGAUCAGUAUCUCCGCCACACCAGCGCGGUGGAAGAGCAGAUUCUCAACCUCAUCGCAGAAGCCUACGCGCUGCGCGACAUCCUUGAGAACCUCGACGGCCGUCUCGAUGUCAUAGCAGGUAUCGCAACGCGCGAUGGGAUCAAGACUGAAAUGAACAAAGACGAGCUAUUCGCGACUCUAUGGACCAAGCUAGGUGGCAACCGAUCUUCCGUCUCGAAGAUCAACCAGCAGUUGGAGCUCCUGAAAAAUGUCAGCGCAUACCGGAGACAGGCUUGGGGACAUGUCACGGCCACACUGCUCAAGCUUCAGGAGAUCCAGGCGAGCUUGGAAGAUCUGAGGGAACGGGUCGCGAUGCCCGAGACCGUGGGUACGGCCAAGGUGCCGUUGGAUGUGCAUAUCGAGAACAUCAACCGUGGAAUUGAGCGGUUGGAGAAUCAGAGGGACAGCUCGAGGAAGUUGGAGGCGGAGAACUAUGCUAGGAUCGUUGGAAAGGCGGAAGCGAACGAAAAGAAGUCACUUGGUGGCAAGGAGCUAUGA
This is a messenger RNA of Zymoseptoria tritici IPO323, 1113 nucleotides long. RefSeq lists its product as uncharacterized. The transcript has a single exon. Lineage: Eukaryota; Fungi; Ascomycota; Dothideomycetes; Mycosphaerellales; Mycosphaerellaceae. Bases 1 to 1113 code for a protein of 370 amino acids. The record is from RefSeq and is a predicted model, not a curated record.